This is a messenger RNA of Poecilia reticulata (guppy), 2489 nucleotides long. RefSeq lists its product as uncharacterized. NCBI's taxonomy places the organism in Eukaryota, Metazoa, Chordata, Actinopteri, Cyprinodontiformes, Poeciliidae. Gene Ontology annotation, molecular function: GTP binding. The record is from RefSeq and is a predicted model, not a curated record.
UUUUCUGUCCUCAGUUUGAGGAUGGACAUGAUCAGGAACAACAUGACGUCUCUCACUAAGCAGUUUUCCGUCAGCGUUGCUGGCAAGAAGUCAACUCCUUCCUCCACGACAAUCAGAAUGGUUUUACUGGGGAGGACAGGAAGUGGCAAAAGCUCCACCGCUAACUCCAUCGUUGGUCGGAAGGUCUUGGAUUUAAAGCUCAGCAGUCCCUUGAUUGGCCAGCGCUGCCACAGGGCCAAUGGAGAGUUUCGUGGGCGACAGCUGCUUAUUCUAGACACUCCUGGUGUGCUGGACACUCAUCAGACUCAGCAGGAAGUCCAGCGGGAGCUGAGGAGGAGCGUCAGCCUCCUCUUCCCCGGACCUCAUGCUUUCCUGAUUGUUGUUCAGAUCGGAAGAUUCACUCAGGAGGAGAAAGAGGCAGUGCGACACAUCAAGGAGGCAAUGGGCUCCCACGCUUUGAGCUUCUCUGUGGUGGUUUUCACCCACGGAGACCGUCUGGAGGAGGGCACGUCGGUGAAGCAUUACCUGAUAGACCAGUCUAGGGACCUGGCUGAGCUGGUGGCUGCAUGCGGGGGCAGGUACUGUGUCUUCAAUAACCAGAACCUUAGCAACAAGGAGCAGGUCAGCGAGCUGAUGAUGUUGGUGGACAACAUGAUGCUGAAUAACGGAGAGAGUUUCUACAACAGCAGAAUGCUUCAGAAAACAGAAGAAGAUCUGUCUUAUCAGCUGGAAGAGGAGAGGAAACUGCUCACUGAAAAGAAUGAGCUGCCGAAUCAGAAACAGGAGAACACCCUGAAGGAGUGGUACGAGAAAGAGCUGGAGAUGGUUCAACAGAAAACCAAGAAGGAGCUGGAAGAACUGAGGACAAAACUGGAGCUGGAGAAAGAGAAGGAGGAGAAGCAGGCAAAAGAACGGGAGAAGGCCCUCAGGGAGGAGAUUGAGAAGAAGAAGCUGCAAGAGGUCGUAAGACUGACAGACAUGGAGAAGAAGAGGAGGGAAGAUAUUCAGGGGAGGCUCGAUCAAGUAACCAAAAUGUUGGAGGAGCAAGUUGAGAGGGAGAGGAAGAUGAGACGAUCCAUGGAGGAGAAGAUUCAGAAGGACAGAGCAGAACAUGAAAGGAAAGAGAGGGAGAGAGAGCUCCAGUACAUCCAGAUGGAGCAGGCGCUCAGACAGCGAGAGGAGAUGACAAGAGACGCCCUGGAGGGAGAGCUGGACAACCUCUGCCAGAGGCUGGAGGAGCUGACCAGGAAGGAGGAGGAGAGGAAGAGGCAGAUGCAGGAUCUGCUCAGACAGGAGCGGCAGGAGAGUCAGAGGGAACUGGACCUGCAGAUGGAGCAGCUGAGGGUGGAGAAGCGGCGAACCGAGGCCUUCAAACGGGAGCUGAAGUUCCUGAAGAUCAAGAUCGAGCAGCAGAAAGAGUGCGAAGAACGCUUGAAGAAACUCCUGGAUGAGAACCUGUUGAAGGAGAGGGAAAAGUGCGACAAGGAAAUCUCCUCGCUGAAGAGGCUGUGUGGCCAAAAGUGCAGCGAGAUGCUGGAGAAGAUUUCUGCAAAGAGCCCUCGCAGAGCGUCCGGUGUGGUCGGAUACGUGCAGGAGAUGGGACUGCUGGGUCUGAACGCAGCUCUGGAGAAGGUCGGAACUCCGUGCUGCAUUCAAUAACAUGAGGAUGAGGUUAAAACUCAUGUAGUGAGUUUUAACAUCCUCAAUGUAGCUGUUUGCUGUGAUGGUAAGAUGUACGGCCUGUGAAAAAUCUGCUGCCAGACUUUUUGCAGAUCAAGAUACUAAUUAAAGAUAAUGGCUCAAACUCAGUCAGACUGGAUGGGAGGUGUCUGUGAUCAUCAGUCUUUGUUGCAAAAUAUUCUCAGAUUUGGUUCUUGACUUUGACUAGGCUCUUCUAACAUGCUUACACUGUGAUCUAAACCAAUCCACUGUGACCUUAAACAUGUUAAGAUUGUCCCAUAUUUUUCUUCGCAUACACUCUGACCGGCUUCCUUGUCUCUACAAGAGAAAAGAGUCCCCUCAGCAUUAUGGUUCCACCACCACGCUUCACCAUAGGGACGGUGACCCAAGUGUGAUCUGCACUGUUCCACCACAUGUAGUGAGUUUUGUUUAAGUUUAAUUUUAUUUUGAGUUGGGCCUGUACAAAUGCAGGCCCAACUUUUCUUGGUCUCCCACAAACAUUCAAAGUGUAAACGAGAAAAAAGAUGAAGCACAGAAAGCUUAAUGAAUACUUUUCAAGACUCAGCUAACUUCCUGUAUUUGGCAGAACCAUUUACCCCAGAGUCAGGAAGACGACUACCCACGUGAGAGUAAUUUCAUUCCAACAAAUGGAUGUGAUUCCUGUGUGCGUCCUAAAUCAGCAAAUGCACAAACUCUCAGAAAUGAUGGAGAUAAUCUGAUUAUGAACUCCCCACCCUCGGCUGUGUGCUGUACUCUCCGUGUCCAUCAUUUAAAUCUGUACUCAAACCAAACCCUGUUGCUGUUAUUCA